Molecule: messenger RNA, 2965 nt
Organism: Nyctereutes procyonoides (raccoon dog)
Lineage: Eukaryota; Metazoa; Chordata; Mammalia; Carnivora; Canidae
Product: diphosphoinositol polyphosphate phosphohydrolase 3-beta
Exons: 1
Coding region: 135-629 (164 amino acids)
Biological process (GO): adenosine 5'-(hexahydrogen pentaphosphate) catabolic process; diadenosine pentaphosphate catabolic process; diphosphoinositol polyphosphate metabolic process
Cellular component (GO): nucleus; cytoplasm
Molecular function (GO): endopolyphosphatase activity; bis(5'-adenosyl)-pentaphosphatase activity; diphosphoinositol-polyphosphate diphosphatase activity
Source: RefSeq, a predicted model, not a curated record
CGCCCCAUCUCUCCUCGGGUUCCUGGGACUCAGGGCUAGAGCGCUUUCUCUCCUUGCACCUCUCCUCAGCUCUUUCUCUCCCCGGCACCUCAGGCAGCAGCGGCAGCGAGCGGCGGGAGCGGACGGCCCAGAGGAUGAAGUGCAAGCCGAACCAGACGCGCACCUACGACCCGGAGGGGUUCAAGAAGCGAGCGGCGUGCCUGUGCUUCCGGAGCGAGCGCGAGGACGAGGUGCUGUUAGUGAGUAGCAGUCGGUACCCGGACCGCUGGAUCGUGCCGGGCGGGGGCAUGGAGCCCGAGGAGGAGCCGGGCGGUGCAGCAGUCCGAGAGGUGUACGAAGAGGCGGGAGUGAAGGGGAAGUUAGGCCGGCUCCUGGGCAUUUUCGAGCAGAACCAAGACCGCAAGCACAGAACGUACGUGUACGUACUGACUGUCACUGAGAUUCUGGAGGAUUGGGAAGAUUCGGUUAGCAUUGGGAGGAAGCGAGAGUGGUUCAAAAUCGAAGAUGCGAUCAAGGUUCUCCAGUGCCACAAGCCCGUGCAUGCCGAAUAUCUGGAAAAACUAAAGCUGGGCGGUUCCCCAACCAAUGGAAACUCCGUGGCCGCGUCCCUGCCACAGAGCGAUCCCUAGUAUGUACGGCUCCUGCACAGACUUCUGCUUUCCGCCUAUCUUAGAAUACAUAGUGCCCGGAGCACCUCUCAUUCCUUUGCGGUCUCACGGGGAGGAGGGGGGCUUCUUUUGUUUCCUUGGCAGACCUCUGAAUCACGCUUGCAAACUGUCUCGGUUGCCAGACACUGUUUUCAGACAAUUUGCACGUUUUUCAGAUGCUUUCAAAAUUGCUGCUUGGUAGCACUGUAACAGAUUUCCUAAAUCCUAAGCCACAUGUUUUUUUUUUUAAAGGUGCCUUAACUGCUUGCCCAGCCCUUUGUGUGUGUGUGUUGAUGCUGUAGUUUAUUACAUUGCACACACGUGUGUGUGUGCGCGCGUGCGUGUUUUUGGUACCAAUCUUGUGGUUUGUUUUGGAGUGAAGGCCUUUCAAAUCUGAACAUCUUGGUUGUGUGGCAUCUGUAUUUUUUGCUUUCUCAUUCGCAGCAUUAGGCCUUGCUAGCAAGCCCUUUUGUGAUGGAAAUUGGUUUAAAGAUCAGAUAGAUAUAGAUCUAUAUAUAUUUUUAAAGUAUUUAAGAAAUUUUACAUCUUGUGGUCUUUCCACAGUGGGCAACAAUUUUCGGUUCAGUAAUGUGAUCUAAUUUGCCCUUUUCAGAAGUUUCUUUACCCAUACGUACAUGAUUUCAUUUUCUUUUUUUUUUUUUUUUAUGAUUUCAUUUUCAAAAGAAUUCUGACCAGUGGUCAUUUGUUGCUGCAUAUUUGAAAUGGCCAUUUCCCAUAUAGCCCAAAUGUAGUUUCAGAUUAUAUUACUUUAUACACUAAGUAUCUUCUUGGGAAAGUAUUGUUAGCCAAACAUAUCCUGAUAUGUAUAUACUGUCAUGAAAACUGUAUUCAUCGAGUGUAAUUUAGCGUGUUCAGCUUCCAACUCCAUUGCCCAUUUCUUAAUACUGUAGAGCAACCAUGGUUUUCUCAAUAUAAACUAGUCUUUGAAAGAAAGUUAUUUCACAUAUUUGAAUUUUGUGACAUUCCAGUUAACCUUCCUGACUACCAGUAACCAUAGGAGUGGAAUUUAUAUGGUGAUUACAUCCCAAUCCAGUGAGGAACCCGUCUUGCUACUCAGUUUUUACAGACUUCAGCUUUUACAGAUUUCUUAAACCAUCCGGACCCCUGAACAAUCUCUUAAAGAUUUAGGAUAAUUUUUUUUGUUGGUCACAGGUCAAACUUUUUGGGGGCAUCUAAUUAAAAGGUCUUGCAUUUGCUUCAGUAGUUGUUUGAAAUCAGGAAUCUUGUUUAAAAUGCAUAGGUCUGUCUUCUUAAACUACCUUUAUUCUCUUAGCCAUGUCAGCAGUUAGGUAGAAGUAAAGCCUUUGUGAAGAGGGUAUUAGGGAUGGAAAUUUAAUGCCACAUAUAACACUUAAACAUUUUAACAACAUUCCAGUAGUUAUUAAUGAAUAUAAAGUAGAAAAUAAGGGUCAUUUAAAAUUUUGUUAGUCAAAAUAACCUGUUUUAAACACAAUUACUGCUGAAAAUUUAAGUUACUUUUUCUUAAAAGUUAUUAUGCUGUUUUUCAACACACAGAGCGAUGCACAAAUCUUAACUGUACAGCUUAAUCAAUUCUUAGAUAGUAAAUACAUGUAUGUAACCAGAAUUCAGAUUAGGAAAUUAACAUUACCUGUAACUCAAAGGCAAUUGCAUUUCUCCUCCUAAUUAGUAUUUGCUUUCUUAUCUUUUAAGACUAUAGAAUAGUUCUAUUUUUGAAAUUUGUCGGUUGAGAUUUAGAUUAUAAACUUUUUUUGUGCUGCCCCCUUGUGUUGUUUGUUUUACUUUUCGAAAUACUCAGUUUUUUCUCCAUUUGGUUUGUACUGUAAUUCUACAAAUUACAAUAUGUUUAUAAAUUGGUGUUAAAAAGUGAGUUCUGUUGUACUUUCUUUUUUUGGAAUUGUUGUACUUUCUAAAGAAAUUUGAUGCCACUAUUUUGGAAACAAGUCUUGUUACAAAUUUAAGCACAGAUGAAGUACAGGUUUCAAUUCACAAAAUAUUUUCCGUAGUAAAGCUAUCAAAGUAAACUAAAAAAUGAGUAAGUUUUUAAAACCAGUGACAAUUUCAUCAUCUGAAUUAUAUAGUUUGAUAAAAUAUGGCUAUUUAUUUUUUUCUAUUUUUUUUCUCUUAAAAAGUGUUAUGUAGGGAUGCCUGGGUGGCUCAUCAGUUGAGCGUCUGCCUUCGGCUUAGGGUGUGGUCUGGGGUCCCAGGAUGGUGUCCCAGAUUGGGCUACCUGCAUGGAGCCUGCUUUUCCCUCUGCCAAUGUAUCUGCCUCUCUCUCUGUGUCUCUCAUCAAUAAAUAAAAUCUUUUUUAAAAAGUG